This is a messenger RNA of Cyprinus carpio (common carp), 1437 nucleotides long. RefSeq names its product UDP glucuronosyltransferase 2 family, polypeptide A5. Bases 179 to 1234 code for a protein of 351 amino acids. Lineage: Eukaryota; Metazoa; Chordata; Actinopteri; Cypriniformes; Cyprinidae. The transcript is spliced from 7 exons. Gene Ontology annotation, molecular function: UDP-glycosyltransferase activity. The record is from RefSeq and is a predicted model, not a curated record.
GGUUGGCGACUUUUCACCUAUAAUACAUAAACUUGCUGAUUUGUACUAGAUAAAACCAACACACCAGCUUAGGGCCGGCGGCAAAAAGAAGCCGUGCGGAUAUUUUUUGCUAGCUGGGUAUAUGAUCCCAUGAUCAUAUGCAGUGACUUGCUAGCGAAUAUUCUGGAUCUCAGAUCACAUGUGCUUCAUGGAAAGAGUGAAAAAUGUGAUUGUGUAUGUUGUUUAUUCGUUCGCGUUUCGGAUGGCCUCGAUGAGUUUGGAUAAUUACUACAGUGAAGUAUUAGGAACUUCCACAGUAGAGAAAGAAAGGACUCAGUCGCCAAAUAUGAGCGAAUCUUCUUGGUCUGGAAAACCCACAACAAUGUGUGAGACUAUGGGAAAAGCCGACAUCUGGUUGAUUAGAACUUACUGGGAUUUUGAGUAUCCACGCCCACUCCUGCCUAAUUUUAAAUUUGUUGGAGGACUACACUGCAAACCCACCAAGCCUCUGCCAAAGGAACUGGAGGAGUUUGUUCAGAGCUCAGGAGAUCAUGGCAUCAUUGUGUUCUCAUUGGGUUCCAUGAUCAGCAACCUGACAAUGGAAAGAGCAAACACCAUUGCUUCUGCUCUUGGCCAGAUCCCACAAAAGGUUGUUUGGCGUUAUGAUGGGAAAACACCAGAAACUCUUGCCCCCAAUACAAAAAUCUAUGACUGGAUCCCACAGAAUGAUUUGCUUGGUCAUCCAAAAACAAAGGCCUUCAUUACCCAUGGUGGGACAAAUGGACUGUAUGAGGCUAUUUAUCAUGGUGUCCCAAUGGUGGGCUUGCCACUGUUUGCUGACCAGCCUGAUAACCUAAUGCACAUGAAAACCAAAGGAGCUGCUGUUGUUCUUGACAUCAACAAAAUGCAGUCCGAAGACCUGGUGGAUGCACUCAAGACUGUCUUAAAUAAUCCAUUAUACAAGGAGAGCAUCAUGAGACUAUCCAGAAUCCACCAUGAUCAGCCAAUGAAGCCUCUGGACCAGGCAGUUUACUGGAUUGAAUUUGUGAUGCAGCAUAAAGGAGCUAAACAUCUCCGAGUUCAGGCACAUAAUCUGAGCUGGUAUCAGUACCACUGCCUGGAUGUAGUGGCCUUCUUACUAUCAGUUGCUGCAUUGAUCACAUUCCUCUUUAUUAAAACAUGCUGUUUCCUUAUCCGUAAAUGUUUCAGAAAGACUCGUCCUGAUGCCAAAGCAAAAAAGAGUAAAAAAGAGUGAAUGUAAAGUAGGUUCCCAUAGAAGUAUUUCCUUCAAUUGACUAUGGUACGUGUGUCAUCAUCACGUGUACGAUGGCCAGUGUGUGUUCUGACUACAUUUCAAACUGUAUGUUCUUAUUGAAACAAAUACAUGUGAAUGUUAAAAUAAUUAUGUACAAUAAUUACCUAAGAUGACAGAAAUAAAAACAUUUCUUUAAUAUAAUA